CGGCAAAGAGAGAAAGACAUCCAUUCUUUAUUUCAUUUCUUGGCACCUUGUCUGAGACACUUUUCUCCAUCUUUCAAACAUGAAGUAUCGAUGCCUCGCCUCUUUGGGCAUUGCUGCCCUGGGUGCCGCUGCGACGGUCUCUGCCAACCCACUGCUGAACCGCGAAGCUGAAGGUCAAUGCCCCCAAGGCUACACCCAGAGCGUCUACUACAAGACUAUCACCCUCCAGCCCUCCUCUACUGCGUCAACUGCGCCAACCUCUACGCUCGCCAAUGCAGGGGAAGGCCAAUGUCCCGUUGGUUACACCCAGAGCGUCUACUACAAGACGAUCACUCUCCAGCCUACUUCAACUGCAUCCGUCGAGCCAACUUCUGCUCCCGCUGUUGAGCCAACCUCGACCCCUGCUGUCGAGUCGAGCUCUACCUCGAUUGAUCAGGUUACUACUCUGCACUCGUCUUCCACCUUUAUCGUGACUGAGGUCGUGACUGCAACCCCUGCGGUCGCCACCACGAGCUCCGCGGUCGAGAGCGCUGCACCAGUUGCCACCACCCCCUCCGCUGCCGAAGCUUCCCCUGCUGCUGAGACUAGCACUGCUGUGGAGGCUACCUCUUCUUCCUCUUCCUCGGUCGUUGAGGUGACGACCAAUGCUGCUGCCAAUGCCGCCGCAACUACUGCUGCCGCUCAGCCUACCCCUGAGGCUGUUACCACUGAGGUUGCAACUACUGAAGCUGCCGCGACCACCGAAGCAGCUGCCCAGCCUAGCCCUGAAGCCGCUACCACCGAGGCUGUUACUACCCAGGCUGCUGCUGCCGCUGCUACUUGGCACGGCCCUCUCCUCCCAACGCUGGGACAACGCAGCCGAAUGUGGUGCCUGUGUCGAGGUCACUGGCCCUAGCGGUACCAAGAUCAAGGCCAUGGUUGUCGACGAAUGUCCCGAAUGCGACUCCAACCACCUCGAUCUCUUUGAGAGCGCCUUCUCUGAACUGGCCGACAUCUCUAAGGGCGUUAUCAGCAUCGACUGGGAGUACGUUGCCUGCGGUAUCACCUCCCCGAUCGAACUGGUCAACAAGAGCGGCACCUCCGCCUACUGGUUCGCCAUGCAGGUCGUCAACUCCAACCUGCCCGUCACCAAGCUCGAGGUCAGCACCGACAGCGGUAGCACCUGGCAAUCUACCACCCGUUCCUCCUAUAAUUACUUCGAGAACCAGAGCGGUUUCGGUACUGACAC
Molecule: messenger RNA, 1228 nt
Organism: Aspergillus welwitschiae
Lineage: Eukaryota; Fungi; Ascomycota; Eurotiomycetes; Eurotiales; Aspergillaceae
Product: putative extracellular cellulase CelA/allergen Asp F7-like
Exons: 3
Coding region: 80-895 (271 amino acids)
Source: RefSeq, a predicted model, not a curated record